Molecule: messenger RNA, 2694 nt
Organism: Cervus elaphus (red deer)
Lineage: Eukaryota; Metazoa; Chordata; Mammalia; Artiodactyla; Cervidae
Gene: CPE
Product: carboxypeptidase E
Exons: 9
Coding region: 182-1609 (475 amino acids)
Biological process (GO): proteolysis
Molecular function (GO): zinc ion binding; metallocarboxypeptidase activity
Source: RefSeq, a predicted model, not a curated record
CCCUUGCGUCCCGCACUCGGCGGCGGUGCGUCCUGCGCUCCUCUCCUGCUUCGCGGUCCCUGCUCAGGUCUUCGCUGCCCUCCCCGCUCCAGGCCGCCGGGAGGCGAGUCGAGGGGACCCGCAGGCAGUGCGCCCCGAGGUUCCGGGCCCAGAGGAGGCCGCACAGGAGACGCGGGACGGGAUGGUCCGGCGAGGGGGCUGCGCGCUGCUGGCGCUGUGCGGCUCACUGGCCGCCUGUGCCUGGCUGCUGGGCGCCGAGGCCCGGGGGGCUGCGGGCCCUGCCGCGGGCUCGAGGCGGCGCCGGCGGCCGCAGGAGGACGGCAUCUCCUUUGAGUACCACCGCUACCCAGAGCUUCGUGAGGCGCUCGUGUCCGUGUGGCUGCAGUGCGCCGCGGUCAGCAGGAUCUACACGGUGGGGCGCAGCUUCGAGGGCCGCGAGCUGCUGGUUCUCGAGCUGUCCGACAGCCCCGGCGUCCACGAGCCGGGUGAGCCUGAAUUUAAAUACAUUGGGAAUAUGCAUGGCAAUGAAGCUGUUGGACGGGAGCUGCUCAUUUUUCUGGCCCAGUACCUGUGCAAUGAGUACCAAAAAGGGAAUGAGACAAUUGUCCAGCUGAUCCACAACACCCGAAUCCACAUCAUGCCCUCCCUGAACCCUGAUGGCUUUGAAAAGGCAGCAUCUCAGCUUGGUGAGCUGAAGGACUGGUUUGUGGGUCGAAGCAAUGCCCAGGGAAUAGAUCUGAAUCGGAACUUUCCUGACCUAGACAGAAUAGUUUAUGUUAAUGAGAAAGAAGGUGGUCCAAAUAAUCAUCUGUUGAAAAAUCUGAAGAAAAUUGUGGAUCAAAACACAAAGCUUGCUCCUGAGACGAAGGCUGUCAUUCAUUGGAUUAUGGAUAUUCCUUUUGUGCUCUCAGCCAAUCUUCAUGGAGGAGACCUUGUGGCCAAUUAUCCAUAUGAUGAGACGCGGAGUGGCAGUGCUCACGAAUACAGCUCCUGCCCAGAUGACGACAUCUUCCAAAGCUUAGCUCGGGCGUACUCAUCCUUCAACCCCCCGAUGUCGGACCCAGAUCGGCCCCCAUGUCGCAAGAAUGAUGACGACAGCAGCUUUGUAGAAGGAACGACCAAUGGUGCUGCAUGGUACAGCGUGCCUGGAGGAAUGCAAGAUUUCAAUUACCUCAGCAGCAACUGCUUUGAGAUCACUGUGGAGCUUAGCUGUGAAAAGUUUCCACCUGAAGAGACUUUGAAGAACUACUGGGAGGAUAACAAAAACUCCCUCAUUAGCUACAUUCAGCAGAUACACCGAGGAGCUAAAGGAUUUGUCCGAGAUCUUCAGGGUAACCCAAUUGCCAAUGCCACCAUCUCUGUGGAAGGAAUAGACCAUGAUGUCACAUCUGCAAAGGAUGGUGAUUACUGGAGAUUGCUCGUUCCUGGAAACUAUAAACUUACAGCCUCAGCGCCAGGCUAUCUGGCAAUAGCAAAGAAAGUAGCAGUUCCUUAUAGCCCUGCUGUCAGGGUUGAUUUUGAACUGGAGUCAUUUUCUGAAAGGAAAGAAGAAGAGAAGGAAGAAUUAAUGGAAUGGUGGAAGAUGAUGUCAGAAACUUUAAAUUUUUAAGAAGGCUUCUAAUUAAUUGCUUUUAAUCUAUAUAAUGUAUGUAGUAUGAUGUAAUGUGGCCAUUUUCUUUUAGAUUUUGUGCAGUUAAUAUUUAACAUUUAUUUUUGAUCAUUUAAAUAUUAAUAAACAUUACUUAAAAUAGACUCUUAGGUUAAAAUAUAAGAACAUGGUCUAUAACAUUCUUUUUCCUAUAUAUGUGAUACAGAGGACUGUAGAGGAGAUUUAAGUGAUUAUACCAUUUUAGGCUUAGAUAUAAUAUUCCAUGUGUUAUUUAUAGUACAGAACUUUUUGAGUAAUUCUAGCUUUUAAAAAUUAGUGAGUCCACUGAUGGUUGCCAUAGGGGAAGAAGAGAUAGGGAGUCUGGGAUCAGCAUGUACACACUGCUGUAUUUAAAAUGGAUAACCAACAAGGUCCUACUGUAUAGUACAGAGAACUCUGCUUAGUGUUAUCUGGCAGCCUGGAGGGGAGGGAUAUUUGGGAGAGAAUGGAUACAUGUAUAUACAUGAUUGAGUCCCUUUGCCAUACACCCAAAACUAUCACAACAUUGGUAAUCGACUAUACUCUAAUAUAAAGUAAAAAACUUUAAAAAUCCUAAAAAAAAAAAAAAAUAAGGAAAAUGUAUUUGAAAAAGCAUCUGUGCUAUGGAUACAGGGGGAGAGUAAACAAGGGGUACUUUGACAUGAUAAAAGUUAAAAGCAAAAAAAAAGAAAAAAUAGUGAGUCCUUUUAAUUAAUGUAUUUGGUGACAGUGUCACAUAAUGAAUACCAUUGGAAAGGUCAACAGCUACAGCUUGAGUUGUGAACACCAUACUGAAAGACUUAAACAGUCCUGUAUUAAUCAUCAUUGUGUAUUGUACUGUCUAGCUAUAGGAGUAUGAUCUUGUUAACGCAUUCUUGACGGCAAUAAAAUGUACAUGUUUAGUGAGAAGUUUUACGAAAGAAGUGGAAAUUGAUUUCUUGCUGUAUACAUUGGCACAAUAGUGUUAUAUUAUUCAGUGUGCUAACACUACUUCAAAGGGUAGGGUUUCUCUUGGUUGUAGAUUGUCUCAGAAUUGCAUUCUGAAUGAAUAAAGAUUUUAAAAAAUC